Danaus plexippus (monarch butterfly) is the source of this 9133-nucleotide messenger RNA. RefSeq lists its product as uncharacterized. Lineage: Eukaryota; Metazoa; Arthropoda; Insecta; Lepidoptera; Nymphalidae. Gene Ontology annotation, cellular component: nucleus. Gene Ontology annotation, biological process: base-excision repair, AP site formation. The transcript is spliced from 18 exons. The record is from RefSeq and is a predicted model, not a curated record. Gene Ontology annotation, molecular function: mismatch base pair DNA N-glycosylase activity; DNA binding. The coding region runs from base 1528 to 5277 and encodes 1249 amino acids.
ACUGUUCGCGCAUGCGAGUAUUAUGAAAGACCCAAGACUUUGGAACCAACCCGAAGUGCAUCACAAAUCAGUAAAAAAAAUCACAACACUGAACAAAAAAUGGCCAAAAAAAUGUUGGUAACACCGGUGCGCUAAAAAAGCUUGCAAACUUCACGCACAUAACCUGCGCUGGACAUCGACUCGUCCUAUCUAACUCUGGGAAAAUGUAUAUUGAUUUUUCAAAGAAAAGUCAACCGAUGUAACAAAACACCAUUCGCGGAGUGUUUAUACGCGUAUUAUAGCGUCGCGGUCGAAGUGUAGUGUCGUCGAGAUGGUGCGACGGUAUAUCUCGGCGUGUUCCGAGUGAGAUUAGAGAGAGUGUCGCGUUGCUCGGCCGACGGCCCGGAGCCUGGCCGCGGCCAGGGCCUGGGCGCGCCAUGGACGCCGCCGCCGAUCCGCUACGAGCGGUCAGGCCGUGAGUAUCGGGUUUACGACGUCUCCUCUGUUUUCGUGCCAUAAGAUCCCUCUUAGUUUCAGUCGUCUACUUACGUGGUAGAUUAUUUUGGUCCCUGCGAGCUCAUUCGACAUUGCGAAACCGUGCGCGAUCGUUUUUCGCUUUAGCGCAAAGCCGACAUUCUCUCGGUGUUGCAGCGUCACGGCCUCCGCGACGUUGCGCCAUUUCGAGCGUUCGGAUCGUCCGUGAGAGUGAGCCGAGGCGAGGGCACGGCGACGUCGCAGCGGCAGGGCGGCAGGGCGCCGUCGCCGAUAGCCAUCUCGUAGCGCGGCGGCCGAGCGUGACCGCACCGCCACCGCCUUGCGAGCGAGCCUUUCAAGUCUCCUUAUAUCUCAUAUGAAUGGCCGCAGACUUCAUCUUAAAUCAGAAUCGUGUUUACAAUUUUCGCAAGUCGUACGGUACCUGUCCCGCCUCCGCCUUUGUGCGAGGAAAACACGAGAGGGCCUAGGCUGACGCUCACGAGACAGUCGAGUGAAAUAUGGCUAGGUGGUAGCUGCUAUACGCGAUGCACUAUACAUAACAUAGCUAACGUAUGUCCCUACCUAUCUAUAGUGCAGCAAAGGCACCAAACUACAUACCUACUCAAACAAAGCAUUUGCUCUCAAAUCCAUAAUUCUGAUCCAACAUUGUGUUUUCGUGUUCUUUGUGAUAUCCGUGCUACGUCUGUGCAGUGUUUGUGUUUAAAACAUUAUUAGUGUGUUACGAAAACAUCUGUGUUUGUCAUUUCAUUUAUUUAUUGCACAUUUUGAGGUUAGGUUAGUGAUUUUUACGAAAGUUUCCGUACGGAGAGCAUUGUACGUGAAUAUAUAGUCAGAACACUCUUAAAGUAUUGAUUAGCAGUUCAGUGUGUGAGAGGGUAAAUGUGCUUGUGUCAAAUUAUCAUGGCUGGAGUAAGAACUAAAUGAAAAUUGUACCACCACUGCUGUAAUAUAAAACCUUUGGUUAAAACAAAGUAUAAUUUGUGUUUAUAGUGUACUUGUGUAAAGUGGUGAGAAGCUGGUGUAGGCUAAGUUCAUGUUUGGCAGUUCUACUCCAUGAUCAGGGAGGAGGGCGAGGAGAAGCCGAAGGCGGCGGAGAGUCAGGACGAUGGGUACGAGACGAGCAACAGCGGAGAGGCGGCGCGCCGGAAACCCUCCAGCGCCGAGGGUUCACCCGCGCCGCCUCCGCCUCGCUCGCCGCCCCCCGACGUCGAGCCCGACCAGGAACCCGAGCCCGAGCCUGAGCCUGAGCCGGAGCCCGAGCAUGAGCACGAGCAUGAGCACGAGCACGAAACAGCAUACGAGCCGCUCCUACAGCGACCCUUCCCAUCCCCAUACAGACACUUCGAGCCGCCGCCGGCUCAUCCCCAGCAACACCAGCCCCCGCCGGCUCACGACCCGGAGCCGUACCAACACUUCCACUUCCCCAAAUACCCUCAGGAUCCGUACGCUUUCAAACGGGAGACGGACGCGCCAUACGACAUGACGCAGCAUCACCAACACCCGCAUCAACAACUACAUCAUAACCAAUACGCUAAGAGAGACGAUGAGAUAUAUAACGGUGUGAAACGGGAGUGCGAGGAUCCGUACUCGUUCGUCGAGGAGGAGGCGAUGUGCGCGAUGCUCGGGCAACAGCACCACCUGCAGCACCUGCAGCAUCACGACCAGCACCACCACCAGCACAUGCAGAUCCACCCGCAGCAGAUGAUGCUCAACCAGCCCAAGAAAAGGGGCCGCAAGAAGAAAAUAAAAGAUGAAAACGGGUUGGAACUUAAAGUGGACGGAGUUUUAGACAGCGUGUCGGGUAUCGUGCGUCCGGUGAAGGAGCGGAAGAAACAUGACCGGUUCAACGGGAUGAGUGAGGAGGAGGUGUCGCGACGCACACUGCCCGACCACCUCGCGGAGAACCUCGACAUCAUCAUUAUCGGUAUUAACCCGGGUUUGUUCGCCGCCUACAAGGGUCAUCACUACGCUGGUCCCGGGAACCACUUCUGGAAAUGUCUCUACUUAUCCGGACUCACGCGGGAACAGAUGAGCGCUGAUGAGGAUUACAAGCUUCUAAACUUCGGCAUCGGCUUCACGAACAUGGUGUCCCGUCCUACCAAAGGCUCAGCGGAUCUCACGAGGAGGGAGAUCAAGGAAGGAUCCGCCAUUUUGUUGGAGAAGCUUCAGACCUUCCGGCCCAAGGUGGCCGUGUUCAACGGGAAAUUGAUCUACGAAGUGUUCUCCGGGAAGAAGGACUUCUGUUUCGGGAAACAACCCGACUGUAUCGCCGGGACUAACACUUACAUGUGGGUGAUGCCGUCGUCUUCGGCUCGUUGCGCUCAGUUGCCGCGGGCCGCCGACAAGGUCCCGUUCUACGCGGCCUUGAAGAAGUUCAGGGACUACCUGAACGGUCUCCUGCCGCGGCUGGACGACGCCGAGCUGGUCUUCCCCGACACCACCUCCAGGCGGCCGCACGAGGAGAUGGAGAUACGCAGCGGGUCGAUUUACAGACUGACGAUGGAGCCCGAGCCGGGCGACACCAUUAUACUAGAGGACGGCACGGAAGUCCCGCUCAAGAAGAAACGCGGCCGACCCAAGAAGGUGAAGUUGGAGAACGGGGAGACGGUGCCCGCGGUCCCCCGGGCGCCGCGGCAGCCCCGGCCUCCGCCCUCCAUGGAGACCGGGGACCAGCCCGCUAAGAAGAAGAGAGGCCGCCCCAAGAAAAUAAGACCCGAGGAGCAGCAGUUUCUCCUGCAGCAACAGCAACAACAACAGCAGCAGCAGCAACAGCAACAACAACAACAGCAACAGCAAAACAAUUCGAUGCUGCAGCCGCAGCUAUCGUCCAUGACUCAGCUGCCGCACGAGCAGUUCCUCCACAACUCUAGCGGGGACUUCCAGCAGAUGUCGUCGCCGUUGGGAGUGGGCGGUGUGGGCGUGGGCGUGGGCAACGUGGGCGUCGGCAGUGUAGGGGGAGUGAGCAACGUCAGCAGCGGUGUCAUGUACGGUGUGCAGCAUCAGCACCAGCAGCAGAUGUCCGACUCGUCGCCGUACUACCAACCUAACAAUAGCGGCGGUAUGGAUUCUCCGUUAGACGUGGGCGGAGGUCUCGGCAUGUCCCGUGGUUACGGAUCACCUGGCGGCGUGGGCGUGGGCGGCGUGGGCUUCGCGGCGUCACCACGGCACGCGCACUCGUACGCGUCGCCGCGCUCACAGCCAUACUCACCUGGACCACAGAGACUCGCUGCUACGCCGCAACCACAGCAACAGUUUCCAUCGAGCCCGGCGGCAUUUUCGGCGCCAUCGCCGCCGCGUGCUGGGUACGGUUCACCCGGAGUGGGCGGUGUGGGCGUCGUGGGCGGUGUGGGGGGAGUGGGCGGAUCGCGCGGGUUCGCGGCUCGUUCCCCACUGUAUGCGAGCUCCCCGGCCGCUUACCGCCAGCAGCCGAGCCCAGCCGCCCAGCCCCAGCCAAGGUUUACACACGAUGGGAUGCCUUUCGCUAGGGACACACAGAGCGGUUCAGUAUCAACUUCCGGCGGGGGUUUCUCGUGUUCCCCCGGCGUGGCGGGCGUGGUGGGGGUGGGGGUGGUGGGGGGUAGUACCCCAUUCCCGGCGGCGUCCCCCGCCGCUCACUCGUACACCCCGUCUCCAGCCCACACGCCGUACUCGCACCAUUCGUCCCCAGCGCCGGCCCCGGCCCCUCACACGCCGUAUGAUUCACAUCAUUUUGCCAAUCAGGGAAGUGGAUCGAGCGGCUCGGGCGGCGGCUCGGGCUCGGGCUACGGUGCAGAGUUGUCUAGCGACAUCGGUGCGGCGAUAUCGUCCCCGGCGCCCGUGUCGCCAGCCUGCGCCACCCUGGACUUCGAGCCGCCCCGUGAUGACUCGCCAAUGGGCAGCACAGACAUGCAUCCGGGCAGCAACAGCAACUCCUCGCUGUCCGACUACAAUAAGCAGCAGAGUAAUCCGGGCGGAGGCGAGAUGUCGCCGGCCGGUGUGGGCGCGGGCUCGUUCGGGGGCGCUCUGUACGACGACACGAGACUAGCGUACAGCGACAAACCCGACUAUCAUUACCAGGAACAAGGCAAUGGUGUGGGAGACAGCCCUCGGUUAGAUCAAUUACAUCAACAUCCCUCCAUGUAUCCUAGCAAUUUUAACAGGUCAACGCCUACCGGAGACAGCGACUCGGGCUUCGGCCGCGGCUCGUUCCGGGCGCCCGAGUUACACCACCCUCCGCCUGCAGGUUCCCCCAGUGAGUACAGCGGCGGAGGCGAGUCUGGUAACGGAACUCCUAAAAGCAAAUCACAGGACGUGGCUUCCAAGUCGCUAUCGGGACUGGAGUCGCUCGUUGACCAGAUACCUUCCAUAGCGGACGGCCCGGCGGGCGUGGGCGGUGUGGGCGGCGUGGGCGCGGCCGUCGGCAGCGUGGGCGAACAGGGCAGCGCCCCACCAGUGCCCUCGCUGCCGGAGUACACGCCAGCGUUAUACCCGCCAUACCCGGCGUACGGCGCACCGGCAUACGGAAAUAACAGCUACGGCGCUCCGUUUGUCGGUUACGGCGGUGGUUGGGGCACCCAGUUGAUGCGGCCGGCGCCGGGCUACUUACCGGACUGGCAGUACGGGUACGGUCCGCCCGCGUACGCCUCAUACAACUCACCGUACUACAACGGAUAUCCGGGACCGCCGCCCGCGCACCACCAACAGACUCACUACCUGUCCCCGCCGCUGUUGGAGCUCCACAAAAGCGGCGAGCACGCGGCCGCCGUGUCUGCGGUGCCCGCGGUUCCCUCCGUGCCCUCCGUCGGCUUCGGGGGCUUCUGUUAGCGGACACCUCCCCCCACCACCCCCCACCACCCUCCGCCCCGCACGCGAGCGUCGCCAGCGACCGCCGGAAGAGAACCUAUUUCUGAUGAGCUUAAUUUUUAGGGAUUUAUUUGUAAAUAUUGUAUGUAUUUAUUUGUAACCAUCACAUUCUCUGUAUCGAGAGGCGGGGGCGCGGCUCGGCGGGCUCGGCGCGGACGGUCGGGAUGUCUGUGAUCGCCGCCGGGGGGCGGUUUAGCUCGGUUUCGGUGGAAAAAUCUAAUUGUAUAUUAUAUGUGAGGGUCGUGGUCCGUGUGUAGUCUUGCCAAUGAAUGUUUCGUGUUCUAGUCACUUGGUGAACGUGUCGGCUAGUCAAAUCGUCUGGGGCCGCCGUCCGCCGGCCGCCCGCCCGCCCGCCCCCUCCCCGCGUGUCGAGAGCGGCCUACAUAUGUCGAUGUAUCUUCGUUAAGCUUUAGUUAACGUAACAACUUUAAGCAUUUCUUUCCUAAGUAUAGUGAUUUGUAUGUACUUAUUUUCCAUAGUCGUUCCGUGACCCGCGCCGUGUCCGUGUCUCCGCGAUAGCUCAAUUUUAUAAAUGUAUAUUAGUUGAAGCGCAUUCGCCCACAAUGUUACCGAAUCAGUUGUUUAGCUUCGGAUCGCUAGUGAAUAGCAUAAUUUUUACAUGUAAUAAUCUAUUUUAUAAAGAUCGUCCGCCAUCUUAACGAGUAAGAUUUGUUUACGUGUGAUGCCCUUAGUUUGUAGUUUCUAUGCAUAAUAAAUACGUUCGGUGCUGUUGGGUUCGGUUGUUAUGUUGUUUGCUGAGCGGGAGAUGUCGGAUGUGCUUCGUGUUUAUUUCUUAGUCUCUUGUGUGUUGUUGAUAUUUUUAUUUCUAUGACGGUGGCAUCUGAGGCGGCAUCCGAACGGAUGUGGGAUGAUAAAAAAAUGUCGGCGUCUCAGUGAGCGUCGCGUCGCUCGGGGGAGCGGUCGCAUUGACACCCGAGAAUCGGUGAUUGUCUUAAAAGAAUCGGUUGCACAAAAAUAUAUUUAUAUAUAUAUUAACGGUUAGAUAAAAAACGAAAUAACAUACGUAAGAAAGACAUAUACGUUAAUGGUAGGUUACUCGAAAGAAUUUAUAUUUACGAUAGGUGAGGUCGCCUCGGAGUGUGACGGGCCUUCUGACUCGUUCCCGGUGUUAUGGCUUGAUACUAAACGUUCCGUUCUCACUCCAUGACGUCGUCUGCUCACGUCGCGUUCUGUGGCCGCGCUCAUGAUAUUAGCUGAAGUCUCGAGACUCGCUGCGAUACCUCGGCGCGUCUGUAUGAUUUUAUAUAUUUUUAUUUUUGUCAUUCAGAUGAAGUAAAAAAAAAAAAAUUUGCUAAGUUUAUAAAUGAAAUCAACAGGGUAUUUAAGAUUGCUUAAGAUAUAUUAUUUUAUAUUUAUUAUUUAGCGCGCGUGUUCGCCCGCGGUUUUUUUUUUUUGUUUAGCGUUAUUUACAAUGUACUGAUAUUGUUUAUUACGUUCGUCCUUCGCCUCGACGCCCGCACGCAGCACUGCAAUACCGAUGUAUCUUUAUUUGAGAUCGACACGAAAGUUACCAAAGUCGUAACCGUACGAAUAACUUUAUGGUCAACAGUUACCGCGCUGUAACUGUAAGUGUGCGAGUGUGGAGGCGUCGCGCGUUGUUUGUUUUUACGCUUGUGCCGCCAUCUUGUUUAUAACACGAAAAUGUUGACAGUUGGAGCGUAGAAGACACAACAACAGAUUAUAUAACGCCUUUGUACAUAACGAGUGCUUUAUUACGCUUUUUUGAUAUUAUAUAUUUUUUAUUUAAUCUAAAAUAUUUUAAUAUUAUUCGCUUUCAUGUUAUAGCAAGGUUUAUUUACACGUGUACGGCGUAUAGCCGACGGGCCGCCUGCCGGCCGUUUUGAUUUCUUUUUGUUCAGUGUCUAGGCUGUCUGUUAUGUCUGCAGCUGUGCUCGUCGCAGCCGGCGCCACUACUCCGGCAGGCGGCGACCUAAUGUUCGUCGAACGCGCCCGAUGUCCUUUCCGUUGCCGUCAGCGUCUCGAAUCGUUUCUUUUUCUACACGAGUUAUUAUUAUUGUAAUAAUAGGAAGUAUCAACGUCCGUGUUCAUAUUAUCGGUCGACUUGUCGGGGGCGCAGGAACGAUAGACUUAGGGGCGAGUUACGUCCGGUGAUACCUACUGGACUUAUUCGUAGCAGUUAGUGUAAGUCUCUAUCAACGAGUUAGUAUUAGUGUCCGCGGCGCGCGUCGCCCGCGCGCUCGCCGCGUGCUCGCCGCUUGCUCGCGUGCAGCGCGCGCUUUCUGUAUUUUAUCUCCUUAGAUGUCGUCAGGCCUGCGCGCGAUGCGCUCAUGAUUUAUAUGUGUAUUGGUGCGUGUCUCGGAGCGGGCGCAUCGCGUGCAGGGCGGGCGACCAUCGUUAGUGUCGACCGGUGUACGCACCGAGUCGCCCGACUAUUUGUACAGUAUGUAUAUUUUUGUAAAAUUCAUUCUAACUUGUGGCAAUAUUAUGAAAUUUAAAAAUUUAUCUCUAAUAUUGAUACUUAGUACAAUUGUUAUACAGUUAUUUUGACUCGAUCAAAUUUCAUACCCACAACCUAAACAACACAGCACGGCGGUCUAUCGUCAUGGAGUCCAGGUGUCCAGGUCCAGGGAUACAUUAGGGGUCGAGGUUCAUAUGACGCGUGGUGUGAAGCCUGGGAGGGGGGGGAGGGUUAGCCGCGGGCAAGGCUUCGGCCGUUGGUUGUGAAUAUUGAGGCGUCCCCGUCCCCGGCUCCCCUCCCCCGCACCCCCCAUCGCUUACCCCGCGUGCACAAGCAAUAAUUAUACAUUAUAAAGAACAUAUAGCAAUAAAAGCCUGUCUGAAGUGAGCUCGUUCAAACAGAUCUCUCCUAUGUAUUCGUGUGUUGCGGGUGUCCCUCGUUGUUCUCUGUGCGGGACGUGCCGCCGCCACCGGGUGUUGUGCCACAGCCAUGGUGACAGGGUGACGGUGUAUGGAACUAGCUCAAUUUUAUUGAUACUUAAUUAUUGUAAUUUUUAUUAAUUGUAUUGACUUGCUUGUUAUUCACAGUUAACUCGUUCCGAGUCAUAUUAUGUUAGGCCGGCGCCCGCUCGAGGCGGCCGGCCGUGUAAAGUACACCCCGUUGAAGUACUCAAACGACUCGCAUUUUAACUUCGGUGCUUGUUUCUCUAUGGACGGAGCCGGGGGGCGGGCGUAGUGUGGCCUCUAGCUCUCGUGUUACAUAACAUUUGGUACUUAUUAGUCAAUUAUUUGCAACCACCGCGGCCGCCCGCCGGAUCCGCCCGGCGCGUGUUAUAAAGUACAAUUUAUCAAUAUACCUUUAUUAAUUAAUUAAUUAUAUUAUACAUAUAAACGCAGUCUACGCUGUCGUCACUGUUACACGAUGUCGCGUGUCCUCAUCGGAUCAGGAAUGGUUUGGUGUGAUCCCUUUUAUUAUAUAUUUACGCUAGCGGUAACACAGUUGAUAUGUUUGUACAGUUUUUAAACGGACUUCUUGUAGUUAACUAAGCAAGAAUUAUUUUAGUAUAAUAUAAGAUCUAAUCGAAUUACAUUUUAGUGUAUUAUAAAUAAAGUUACACGAGGUUUUUUCAACAACAAAAAAAAAAUAUUAAUUUACGAUUGUACUGUCCCUUGUGAGUUUUUAUUUGGAUAAUAAUAAUAAUGUCUCAUUGGAAGCUGACUCCGUAGAGUGUAAUUAGAAAUUAAACAGGAAAAAUUUUAAAUAAUUAAUUACAACAUUAAUAAUAAGUAAUGUAUUAUAAAUAGGUUUAAGGUAAAAGUUAUUAACAUUGUAUGGAAAAAAAUUGUGACAAAAUUAUAGUCAUUUGUAAUAUUAUAA